UGCAAAAAUCAUAUAUUUUUCGUUGGUCAUGAAUUGAUAAAAUAUUUAAGUUUUUUUUAAUAUGUAAUAAUUUGUAAAGUGUAUAAAAUAAAUUCAUGUUUACCAACCUACUAUGAUAUAACCAUAUAAUCUUUUCUCACACCCGGAGGAAUACAAAAUCAGGUACCCACUGUACAACAUGUAAUUAGUGAGUGGUUACCAAUCUUAGUGUCAUGGCUACGUAAAUUUUUUAUAUUUCAGGUUCUUCACGAUGGUUUUACGUUUCAAGCUUUGGAAUUUGACUCGAACUUUAAAAUUGUUUGUUGCAGUAGAAGAGACAAAGGGGAACAUACGUGAUGCAUUAAUUGCCAAAGCUUCCGAGAAGAUGAAAAUCCAUGGUACGUCUCUUGUCCUAGAAUCUGAUGGUACAGAGAUUGAAGACGACGACACAUUAAUGGAUAUUAAAAAAGAAACAUUAAUGUUAUUACAAGAUAAUGAAAUCUGGUAUGAUGGACCUUCCGUACCAUUAGAGCCUGUUCACUCCUUUGCAAGCGCUGACACCUUGUCCGUUAGUGACUCAUCUUUGAGUAGUAUUUCAAGAGCAUCAACUCCCGAUACCGAAAGAUUAUCUGAAAACCCAUGGGAAGAGUUUGAAAUACCAUGGUCCAGAAUGAGUUCGUUUGUCAUAAAAGAUUGUGAAGCGGGGCUAAGGCAUAAAUCUACUAUUACUGAGGUCAUUCAUUGUAUUACUAAUGCCUUAAAAGGUCUUAAAAAUAUAGCGAAAAAGGUGGUUUUAAAGUAUCCCAAAACCUUUCAAGAUAUUGACGAAGAUGGUCAUGUUUACGGCGAUGGAUCUCACUCGAUUUUUUCCAAAUUAAGAGAACAUUUUAAAUAUGUAAACAGACGCAGCUCUGCUGAGAGGUCUGAUGCACCCUCUCCAAUUUCACUUAAGAAAAGAAAGAAAAUGUUGGCUUCUAAAGCAGGUUGUUCUAAUUGGCAACCACAUGUUGAAGAACACCCAGUGGACGUUACGGAAAAUAUUAAAGAGCAGUUAAAAACAAUUGAUAUUAAGUGUGUGGCAUUAGAGCCAGAGAUUCUGGACUUACUCGAAAAGAGCUACCUAGCUCAAAGACUUUUUUUAAAUUCGGCUGAACCACCUGCUUUGAAAACUAUAAGACAAGAAUGGCCAGUUCUUUUGUGUCCUGCUGGGAUUUUCUGGCAUUACGAAAAAUUAAUGUCUCAAAAUAUCAAUGUGCUUUAUGAGGCUUUAAUUACUAAGUCAGAAAAAAUUUUAAAAUUCGGCAGGAAGAAAAAUUACAUAAAUGAUGAAUCCCUCACUGAUGAAAAUGACAAAUUCAUUAAAGUCAUGGUUGUACUUUGUAUGUUCUUUUCUGAACCUCCAAAUGCCUUAUACUGCAUAGUAAACGACGAGUCUGACAUAGGAAAAGGCAUGAACGCUCCCAGUAUUAUAGGCUUUCAUAAAGAAGGAAGCACUGUUUACCAUGUCGUGAUGGAAAAUGAAGUUCUUAAUGGGGGUUCUUGUUAUUUUAAAGAUGCAUUGUUGCAGUUGUUUGCUAUAUAUUAUAACUUUAAUUUAGAAUACCCAAAACAAACUUCAAAUACACUAGAAUUUAUUCAACGAUACAUGAUGAAAAUCCAUCCCGACGUUGGAACCAAGAAUAAGAAGACUGCUUCUAAAAUGAAGAUCAUUUCGUUGAUUAACAAGUUGCGCGAUGAAUAAAAAAAGCCGUAGUAAUAUGGCAAGAGUUUUUUUUUUGUAAUUUUUCGAAGUUAUUACUAUUUUUCAUUUAUA
Zophobas morio is the source of this 1792-nucleotide messenger RNA. RefSeq lists its product as uncharacterized. Bases 251 to 1720 code for a protein of 489 amino acids. Lineage: Eukaryota; Metazoa; Arthropoda; Insecta; Coleoptera; Tenebrionidae. The record is from RefSeq and is a predicted model, not a curated record. The transcript is spliced from 4 exons. Gene Ontology annotation, biological process: apoptotic process.